GAGCGCUGGAGAGGAGCUCAGACGUUGGUGUUGUGUGCGGGGUGAAAACAAAGGACCACUCUAACUCAGUAAAAUCUCAAGUGUUGAACAUCUGACAGCUGAAGAUGUCUAAAGGACCAGCAGUAGGCAUUGAUCUGGGAACCACAUAUUCCUGUGUGGGCAUCUUCCAGCAUGGCAAAGUGGAGAUCAUUGCCAAUGACCAAGGAAACAGGACCACACCCAGCUAUGUGGCCUUUACAGACACUGAGAGACUGAUUGGAGAUGCUGCCAAGAACCAGGUGGCCAUGAACCCCACCAACACUGUGUUUGAUGCUAAGCGUCUGAUUGGACGUAAGUUUGACGAUGCUGUGGUGCAGUCAGACAUGAAGCACUGGCCCUUCAAGGUUGUGAAUGACUCAUCUAAACCCAAGAUGGAGGUAGAAUACAAGGGUGAGAUCAAAACCUUCUACCCGGAGGAGAUUUCGUCAAUGGUCCUCACCAAGAUGAAGGAGAUCUCUGAAGCGUAUCUCGGCAAGCCUGUGACCAAUGCUGUUGUCACAGUUCCUGCUUACUUCAACGACUCCCAGCGUCAAGCCACCAAAGAUGCUGGAACCAUCUCUGGGUUAAAUGUGUUGCGCAUCAUCAACGAACCCACUGCUGCAGCCAUUGCUUAUGGCCUAGACAAAAAGGUUGGCGGUGAACGUAAUGUCCUUAUUUUUGACCUUGGAGGCGGUACUUUUGAUGUGUCAAUUCUGACCAUUGAGGAUGGCAUCUUUGAGGUCAAGUCCACAGCUGGUGACACCCACUUGGGUGGUGAGGACUUUGACAACCGAAUGGUUAAUCACUUCAUUACUGAGUUCAAGCGCAAGUUCAAAAAAGACAUCAUCGGCAACAAGCGAGCUGUACGUCGUCUACGCACAGCCUGCGAGCGUGCCAAGCGCACCCUCUCCAGCAGCACUCAGGCCAGCAUUGAGAUCGAUUCACUCUACGAGGGAACGGACUUCUACACUUCAAUCACCAGAGCCCGUUUUGAAGAGCUUAAUGCAGACCUAUUCCGUGGGACCCUUGAACCUGUGGAGAAGGCCCUGAGGGACGCCAAGAUGGACAAGGCCCAGAUCCAUGACAUUGUCCUGGUGGGUGGCUCCACACGUAUCCCAAAGAUUCAAAAGCUGCUGCAGGACUUCUUCAAUGGCCGCGACCUUAAUAAGAGCAUCAACCCAGAUGAGGCUGUGGCCUAUGGAGCAGCUGUGCAAGCUGCCAUCUUGGCUGGUGAUAAGUCUGAGAAUGUACAAGACCUGCUCCUGUUGGAUGUCACACCACUCUCCCUGGGAAUUGAGACUGCUGGAGGAGUAAUGACUGUCCUUAUCAAAAGGAACACCACCAUCCCCACCAAGCAAACACAGACCUUUACCACCUAUUCAGACAACCAGCCUGGUGUGCUAAUUCAGGUUUAUGAAGGUGAAAGAGCCAUGACCAAGGACAAUAAUAUCCUGGGCAAGUUUGAGCUUACCGGUAUUCCACCUGCUCCCAGAGGAGUCCCUCAGAUUGAGGUGACCUUUGACAUUGAUGCCAAUGGCAUUCUCAAUGUGUCUGCAGUGGACAAAAGCACCGGAAAGGAGAACAAGAUCACCAUCACCAAUGACAAAGGGCGGCUGAGCAAGGAGGACAUUGAGCGUAUGGUGCAAGAAGCAGAGCAGUUCCAGGCUGAGGACGAGCUCCAGAGAGACAAGGUCACUGCCAAGAACUCCCUUGAAUCUCUGGCCUUCAACAUGAAGAGCACUGUGGAGGAUGAGAAGCUUCAAGACAAGAUCAGCCCUGAAGACAAAAAGUCAAUUGUGGACAAGUGCAAUGAAGUCAUUGCCUGGCUGGACAAGAACCAGAUGGCAGAGAAGGAAGAGUAUGAACACCAGCAGAAGGAACUAGAGAAGGUGUGCAACCCCAUCAUCUCCAAGCUUUACCAGGGUGGUAUGCCAGGAGGAAUGCCAGGAGGAAUGCCAGGAGGAAUGCCUGGUGGCUUCCCUGGUGGAGCUGGAGGAGGCUCCUCCUCUGGCCCAACUAUCGAAGAGGUCGACUAAACAUUCUGUUGACAGUAUUUUUUCUCAGAUCCUAACAUACAGUUGCUGUCUUAAAGCUAUAUUUCUCAGCCAGAAUACA
Molecule: messenger RNA, 2133 nt
Organism: Scomber scombrus (Atlantic mackerel)
Lineage: Eukaryota; Metazoa; Chordata; Actinopteri; Scombriformes; Scombridae
Gene: hsc70
Product: heat shock cognate 70
Exons: 9
Coding region: 105-2054 (649 amino acids)
Biological process (GO): protein refolding; cellular response to unfolded protein; vesicle-mediated transport
Cellular component (GO): plasma membrane; cytosol; nucleus
Molecular function (GO): heat shock protein binding; ATP-dependent protein folding chaperone; misfolded protein binding
Source: RefSeq, a predicted model, not a curated record